Molecule: messenger RNA, 1019 nt
Organism: Helianthus annuus (common sunflower)
Lineage: Eukaryota; Viridiplantae; Streptophyta; Magnoliopsida; Asterales; Asteraceae
Product: secoisolariciresinol dehydrogenase
Exons: 2
Coding region: 89-901 (270 amino acids)
Molecular function (GO): oxidoreductase activity, acting on the CH-OH group of donors, NAD or NADP as acceptor
Source: RefSeq, a predicted model, not a curated record
UUAGUCUCUCCUCAUACUACUCUAUAGUCUUUGGUACGUUUCCAUUUAGAGCCACUUCAGUCAAUCAAUACUCGCUGUUUUCGUUCCGAUGGCAGCUACUUCCAAAAGACUAGAGGGAAAGGUAGCAUUGAUAACCGGAGCAGCAAGUGGUAUUGGGAAGUGUUGUGCAAAACUCUUUGCUGAACAUGGUGCCAAAAUCGUCAUCGCAGACAUUCAGGACCAACUUGGUCAAGCAGUUUGUGAAGCCAUAGGUUUAUCUAAUUCAAUAUACGUCCAUUGUGAUGUAACAAACGAAGAAGAUGUUAAAAAUGCAGUAGAUAUCGCAGUCUCCACUUUUGGAAAACUUGACAUCAUGUUCAAUAACGCGGGGAUAAUGGAUCCUUACAAGGAACGCGUCAUUGACAAUGAAAAACAAGACUUUGAACGUGUGCUUAGUGUCAAUGUCACCGGGGUCUUUCUAGGUAUGAAGCAUGCCUCUAGUGUUAUGGUUCCAGCACGAGCUGGCUCAAUUAUAUCAAUGGCUAGUAUUGCUUCAAGUAUUGCUGGUGUGACCACACAUGCUUACACUUGUGCGAAGCAUGCUGUAUCGGGUUUGACAAAGAAUUUAGCAGUAGAGCUUGGACAAUUUGGUAUUCGGGUCAAUUGUUUGUCACCUUACGCAAUAGCCACACAACAGGCCACAAGUUUUCUUGGGAUCGAUGAAGAAAGUGUGGAGAACAAGGCUAACUUGCUUGCAAACUUAAAAGGUGUGACACUUAAAGUAGAUGAUGUUGCUAAAGCGGCCCUUUUCUUGGCGAGCGAUGAGGCUAAGUAUAUUAGUGGACAAAACUUGUUUAUCGAUGGUGGAUUUACUAUUGUUAAUCCAUCAUUCAACAUGUUCCAAUACCCAGAAAAUACUUGAAUAGAUAGAUCUUCACAUUUACAUAUGUAUGAACACAAUAUAUACAAAAGAAAAUGUGCCAUACUACCAAGUCCGAUAAAAUUUUGUAAAAACAUACCAUGUUAUAGGCUAAACAAGU